Messenger RNA from Linnemannia hyalina, 4803 nucleotides. The record is from the annotation of a GenBank genome assembly. NCBI's taxonomy places the organism in Eukaryota, Fungi, Mortierellomycota, Mortierellomycetes, Mortierellales, Mortierellaceae.
AUGAGGUCCAUUGAUUCUCUCUUCAACGACUCGCACUGGGAGGUGCGCAUCCCCAACGCUCGCAUCGACAACCUCAGCGAGGACUACAAGGCCGUCAUCCAGGCAAAGCCACGAACACACGUCUUCUAUGGCACGUUCUUUUGCUGUCUUCUGUUACUUUGCACGCCGUCGCCUUCGUCAGACGAUGAGUUCAGUCGGCCCCACGAUGAGACGGUGUUGUUCUUCCUGCAGAUCUCCCUUCCGGAUGACCUCUCAACUCAGCACGAGGAGACUGCAAAACAAGUGGAAGACUUCUUCAAGACCCUGGAAAUCCAGGUCGAGGCUGCCUUUGUCGACUCUCUUUCCCUUGUGGCCUCCGCUCCCACAGUCCAGAACACAAUGUACAAGAGUCCCAAUGGUUCGCGCCCAGGCAGUGCCGUCGACAAGCGCACGUCAGCAGGAGGAUCGCCUGGACCUUUUGCUGGACGCAAUUUAGGAUAUGACCAAGGACGCACGGACUCGACCAUUCUUUCCUCCUACACCUACAACGCGGCUGAGCCUGGCAAGGAGCCCGAGAUUAGACCCAUCAACGGCCUCUGGACUGCAAUUUUCCCCUUCUCCGUCCCAGUCUCCUUUGUCAGGACCAAGAGCGCAAACACAAUGCUGAUGCUGAGCACACACGUUAUUCUCCGACCAACGGAUCAGGUCGUGCCCGCUGCAGUGCCCAUGGACGAUCAGUACAAUCUGGAAUGCUUCAGUAUGGUCAACCUGUUGGAGGGCUUAUCAGAUGAUCCCAACUUUGUUUCGGCGGUCGUUCCACAGCAUCAUUACCGACCUGAUACACCACGCGCCAGAGUUCAACCUCCACCCAUGGCACCAGUUUUGAGAAGGAGUGUGAGACGAACGAUCGCUGUUCGUUCAGCAUUGAACGUGCGGAUGCGGACAACGCGUGUGUCGCCCAUGGAGAACCCGUUGAUGAUGUCAAUUGAAGUCGAAAACAACUCGGAGCACGGAGCAAAGUUCAAGAUGACCCAGCUGGAAGUUGAUGUUACCAACGCAGUCGUGACGCCUCUUGAUUCUGCAGAGCUCACCAAACUUCCUAUGGUGUUACACUCUUCAGAUCAUGUCACAUUCCUAUUCUCAAUCUCACUGCUUGACAACCCAGAGUGGAAUGCCGACAAUCAACCUAACGGAAACGACCCCUACGGUUCGCGUCAUCGGAACUCUAGCGAUGGUUUGACACAGGUAGGAUCGCCCCGAGAUGCUCAGCGCCAGGUGACUAUUAUCCUUCAGGGUACUCCCGAGGUGGAUGGUGUUCAAGGACAAAUCAUCCAUUCGCGCUGGAACUGCUUUUUGGAUGUCUCAGACAUGACCAAGCGGGAUAAUCCACUGGGCGCUUAUGGAGGACAGAAGCAACUCUACGCACCCCAGCCUUCACAUCCGUCAACGUUGCUCCCUCCACACCCAGGCCCUAAUGGACAAAACCAACAUCACCAGCUGCAUCACAGGAAUCGGUCUCUUUCAUCGAGCCCACAACCUCAGGCAGCCAUGAACAAGGGCACAUCCUUGGUCCGGCGCGUCUCGGCAAGUGCGUCGCCAAACCAAAGCGGUCGCCAAUCUAUGGGAAACAGCGGUCCAGCAGAGCCUAGAGCCCGUCGUUCGUCGCUUAUCUCUGAAGGGGCUCCAGGAUCGCAGCGUGGUGGUGCUAUGCACAGUACCAACAGGAGAAGCGGCCCUACAGGAUGGGGUCACGGACGGUCAGAGACUGGUCAAAGUCUUGCACCUGUCCAUGAGGGAUCCUCACAUCACUCGCCUCGUGUCGGAAACGGCCCAACGGGCGAGACUGCUAGCUAUGAGGAUGACGCACCACAUGGACCUGUGAACAACAACAGCGGUCGGCCCGCAGUGAACCAAGGCGGCCUCUCGCCUGGAUUGGGAAUCGACAUGGUAUCUCAGGCUCUCAGUGGAGUCACUCAGGGCAGGGAAAAUGACACUGGCGACGGCAUUGUUGUCUCCUUUGCUGUCACGGAUCGCGUGGUUGUUGGUAAAAUUUUUAAUUUGGAGAUUUUUAUUGUCAACCGGUCAAGACAUAUCCGGCGCUACACUCUCGUAGUGCCCAACAGGAAGCGUGCUAAGGGCAGCGACCCAAGUCAAGGGUCCAAGGUCCUGCCCCCUCUGCCUACUGGAGAGCAAGUUUUGCAGAAUGUGCCGAUCGACCCUUAUAUGGAAGAGCCCGAGCUCCUUCGCCGCCAUGUGGACAAUGAGACUACCGAAGCCGAUAUCAUCUGUCUGGAGAACAAUGUUCGCCUGAGUCCGUUAUACCCAUUGACCUGUCAGAACCUGAAUCUGCGGUUCAUUGCCAUCAAGGAACAGUUGCAUACGAUUGACUUAGUGCAGUUGGUUGAUAAUGAUACUGGAUUUGUUACCAACUUGCGGAACUGUCUCUGCUUCAUGGCCGAGGCUUCCUUUGGAGCUCUCUCACAGCAAGUGCCUGAACCCUCCAAACCCAAAAUGAAGACCCUUCACAUCACAGCGGCACUCCUACUCGCCGUCGCUGCCACAAGUAACGCUCAGGCAACAUCCCCCGAACCAGCAUUCGGCCUCCACUUUGGCCUCUCCUACGUCUACGAGAUCGUCACCACCGCAGCCCAAGAGGCCACCAAGAUGAUGACCAAACACAAGAAGUACAACAAGGCCGAGACCAACUAUUUCGCACGAGUCGGUACCAACGGUAUCGGCAGCACCGGAACACCCGUCAAGAGUGAUGGGAGCUCUGGGAUGGAUGGGCCGUUCCCUUUGAUUGAAGUUUUUGAUAGUACGGGAACGGUUUUGACGAGCACGGAGGGGGGGAAGAGGGAGCCGUAUCUGGAUUCAGGGGAGUUUAACAGGACGAGUUCAAAGGUUGUUUUUGCGGGUGGAAAGCAUUAUCGGAUGAAGGUCACUGCGGGGGAUGAUGGUGCUCUGAACCCCAAUGCUGCUUGUAUCUCGUCGAUCGCCGUGAGCCCUGAUGAGCUAUCCGGCAGCCCAACCUACGCCAUCUCCGCGGAAUUGAUCGUCUCUGUCGACAACAGUGUCCCCUGGUACUACUCGGGCCAACAGUCCUACGCUCACAUCCCAUCGAAUGAUUGCCGCCCCGUUCGAAUCCCUGGUGUUUGCUUCUGGCUGUCCCAGUUUGUCAAGAAGGACUACACCCCCGUGUAUUCGAUCGAGCUGGAUAAUAUCCCAGAGUAUGUUGCGCUGUUGGCGGCGCCUGAGGCCAAGUUGCCAGCUCCGGGGAGUGUCAAAAUUACGCGGUCUGCUCGACAAGCUGCAGGAGCAGCGACGGCACCCACCAAGCGCGAUGUGGACGUGAAGCCGGAAGGGUAUAACCAUGCCAACUUUGGUCCCUUGUCUGCCAAGGUCCUUUGCGAGUCCUCCUCGUCGCGUGGACCCAACUACCUGUCGAUAGAGGAGGAACGGUACUGCGAUAUGACGACCCAUACGCUCUUCCCGAAUUGCAAGUCGAUCUCCGACACGGGGUGCUAUCGGAUCGUCAACAACAACGCUGUAAGUGUCGUCCACAAGCCUGCCAAGGUCGGAGACAAGGAUCCUGCUGAGACUGUUGAGCCUCUUCUCUUGACCCUUCGGCUCUUCGAAUUUGGCCCUGAUGCCAUGGUCACAAUUGAGAACACGUUGAAGAAAAGGGCCGAGUGUGUCAAGGGCACAGCCAAGGCGGCGUUGAACGUUGGCGAAACUCUGGUUACGACCGACUUUGUUGCUAGUGAGGAAGGCGGUCGUUACCGUUUGGUGGUUCUUGGAAGCACCGGCGACGUGAUUGCCUAUGACACCGCGUCCGGAUCCUCAGAGCCGUCCAGUAUCGCGGUCUGGAGACUGGGCGCCAAUGGUCCUCGUGAUUCCUCCUACAUUGCUGAAGUCAAUGCGAGCGGUCAGAUCUGCAGUCGAACCCUUGCUGGUGUGGUUCUUAAGUGUGCUGGCCCUGUGUCUCCAUUGGGCCCCACCUACCAAUUGACAGUCUCCAAGAUGGGAGCCGUGUACAUCAAGAACGGUGGGACGGUUGUUUGGACGACCGACCCUCGAGCCACCCCUACCUCCCAUGAAAUCGCCGGCACGGUCCUGACAGAGACCAACAGCUUCAAGUCCCUCGACUCGAUAACCGAAUCCAAGUUGACAUCGACCAACGGCAAGACCACGCUCGAGUUCAAGGACGCCAAACUCUGUCUCUACAACAGUUUCAAGUUCCAAACAUGGUGUCUCCCUCCACCUGCAGGCGACAACCCCGAGGUCAGAUUUACACUCACAACUCGUGGGUCCAUCUGUAUCCUGCGCACGACCGGCGGACCCCUGAGUUCCAGCUGUUCCAGAAACGUGGGCGUCGAGACAUCCUACAUCGCAGUGGUCCACAACGAUGGAUUCCUAAAGAUCUACAACAGUGCCGAGGAACUGGUCUGGCAACGUGGAGGAGUACAGACUCUGUCGGAGACGAACACCCUCCGCGCAGGAGAGUUCAAACCCAUGCUGAAAGAAAUCAAGUCCGCCAAUGGACAGUUUUCGCUCGUAGCAACCGAGACCGGUGGUCUCGUUCUUCGCAAGACCAGUGACGCGACGACGGUGUGGCAGUUAGGCGGUAGGCUAGUGAAGGGGGAGUAUACGAUUGAGCUGGGGAAGGACGGGAACUUGUGUGUGGGGACUGCCUCGGUUCAUUCGCGGGUUAGUUGUAUUACGGAGACGGCCAAGAAGGAGGAUCAGUACGUGUUGGUUGUUGAAGACGAUGGACAUGUUGCAAUCUUGGCGUCUGAUGGGUCUGUUGCUUGGCGAUCGACGUAG